Molecule: messenger RNA, 3412 nt
Organism: Vicugna pacos (alpaca)
Lineage: Eukaryota; Metazoa; Chordata; Mammalia; Artiodactyla; Camelidae
Source: RefSeq, a predicted model, not a curated record
GAAGGGCCGCCCCAGCCGCCGCCGCCGCCGCCCCCGCCGCAGUCCUAUGGUCUUUCCCUAGAGCUUCGCUGUUGGGGGCAGCUGUUGCGGUCCUGUGGCUUGGUCAGCCCAGGACGGCGGCGACAUGGAGGAAUUCGACUCUGAAGACUUCUCCACUUCGGAAGAGGACGAAGACUACGUGCCGUCUGGUGGAGAGUAUAGUGAAGAUGAUGUAAAUGAAUUAGUGAAGGAAGAUGAAGUGGAUGGUGAAGAGCAGACACAGAAAACCAAAGGGAAAAAAAGAAAGGCUCAGAGCAUUCCGGCCAGGAAGAGAAAACAAGGCCUCUCAUUAGAGGAAGAAGAGGAGGAUGCCAAUGAGGAAUCUGGAGGAAGUAGCAGUGAGGAGGAAGACGCAGCUGCAGAACAGGAAAAAGGCAUUGGGGCAGAAGAUGCAAGGAAAAAAAAGGAGGAUGAACUGUGGGCCAGUUUCCUCAAUGAUGUGGGACCAAAAUCAAAAGUGCCUCCGAGUACACAAGUUAAAAGAGAAGAGGAGACUGAAGAAACAGGUUCAAGUAAAUUGUUGGUCGAAGCAGAAGAGCUAGAAAAACCUAAAGAAACAGAAAAAGUUAAAAUCACCAAGGUGUUUGAUUUUGCUGGUGAAGAAGUCAGGGUGACUAAGGAAGUGGAUGCUACAUCUAAAGAAGCCAAAUCCUUCUUCAAGCAAAACGAGAAAGAAAAACCACAGACUAAUGUCCCCGCAGCUCUGCCGUCACUUCCUGCCGGAUCAGGAUUAAAGAGAUCAAGUGGCAUGAGCAAUCUUUUGGGGAAAAUUGGAGCCAAGAAGCAGAAGAUGAGCACCCUGGAGAAGUCCAAGCUGGACUGGGAGAGCUUCAAGGAAGAAGAGGGCAUUGGCGAAGAGCUCGCCAUCCACAAUCGAGGGAAGGAAGGACACACCUUUUCCCACAGUAGGAUGUAUGUGUGCAGGGUACAUAGAUUUCUCUCCUGCACCAGCUCAGCACACCACCAAGGUACAUUGAACGGAAGGCUUUUCUAGACCGAGUGGAUCACAGGCAGUUUGAAAUUGAGCGAGAUCUCAGGCUGAGCAAAAUGAAACCCUGAUGUGAUGGGGAGCGUAGAGCAGCAUAAUCCUGUUUACAACGUGAGCUUGUCUGUGAAUGUUCUUGUGUUUCUCAACUGUUUCCCAGUGAGAUCUUUUUUCUACAUCAAAUUUCUGUCUUUGUAUCUUGAUCCCAUGUGGUUUCAUUCAUUUCACUUUUAAAAAUUUGCCCUUAAAAAAAUACAAAUAAAAAAAUACAAGUUGGUCCUGAGAGAGGCUGGUGAAGAUGACACCCCUUGCCUCCCCUCAGUUCUGCUGCGAAGCCCACCAGGCCCAGCCAGUACCUCCCACGCCAGUCUCAUCCCCACGGUGGAGAGAGCCACCAGCCUGCCUGUGAACCUUGGGGGCUGUGGGACUCUCUGAAGAGGCUGGCCGGUGUUGGACACCAAGGCCCUGGGCAGUUCUGUUCUCGGUUCCACUGGGCUUCUCCCCUUAUGUCCUCCCUCCUGUAUGGGAUUCCUACUUACUGAUAUAGUGUCAGGCUGAACUUUAGGGUAUGUUAUUGCUGAAUUAGGGAUUUUUUUUUCCUUCAGCCAUUUCCCUCUUCUCAAACUUAAAAAUCAACUUCAGAUAUGCUCCCACCUCAGUAAUUCUUUAAUUUUUGGUUUGUCAAAGAAGAUGCUGAAGGUCUUUUCUUUUAAUAACUCCUUAGGAAAAUUUAAACUCCAAACUUCAUGUUAAAAAAAGCAGGAAACCGCACCACCUGCUCCUGAGGGCGGGCGGCGGGGAUGUCCUGAGUAACAUGGACUGUUUUAGGGGAAGGUAGGAUUCCAAAGACUGGAAUUCAGAUUCUGCCUGGACAUCUACCAGCUAUGUGACCUUGACCACAGCUCAUCUCUCUGAACCUCCAUUUUCUGGUCCAAUAAGUGGCCUGAGUAACGCCAAUACCUCAUAGGGUUGAGAUGAGUGCGUGUCACACGUGUGGGGUCUCCCCCUCCAGUCCCCUGACACAUGGACAGAAGCUGAUGCAGCCAAGACCGGAUUGUCCACCCUCCAUGGUUGUGGGGUGUGGCCCUUAUUGCUUACUGAAGCCAGGCUGGGAGGUGAGGCUGAUUGAGGCCUAUGCAUUUAAAACCAGAAGUCACCUUUUUCAGCCAAGUCUUGUUUGAAACAUAGCCCACAGUUUUUAAGAACAGGUGGGUGAUAUUUUUCUAGCUCUUCACAUCUACACUUGGUCAAAGCUAAUCUGCCUGACUCCCAAAGGAAAUGGCAUCCCUUUAUCCGGGAGUCGGGAAUUGCCAAGGGAAAUGUUUGCGGGAAGAGAGGAGUGGAAAGCCUGAGUUAGUGCAAGACGUAGCUUGGUAGCCCUUCCUUCACCGGGCACCACGUGCCUCUCUUACCGUGGCACAGAUGACCAAGGAGGACGACCACGGACACCCCUGGCUGGUCCUUGGAGUCCAGAGAACCCCUGAGAGAUAAGUUUCCUGGCCUCACUCUUGCCGUCAGUCUUUGUCUUCUUGUCCCAGAUGGAUGCAUCAGAUUUCUAGGGCAUCUGGUACCUUCCCACUCUUGAAAAAACUGCCCUAAAACAGCAUCAGGUCAAAGAAUAAAAUAGUCUUCUUUAUGUGUUCUGCUCACCUAUUUCCUGAGGAACACAGUACUCUAAUUAGGACCUCUGCAUGAGGUUUCCAGGGGAGAAGGGCCUCAUUAAGAACGAAAUCUUUUGUGCUGUACCAGAAAUUGACACAAACAUUGUAAACUGACUAUAUACCUCAAGAAAAAAAAUUUAAAAAGAACUAAAUCUUGAGUGAGUGGCACGCAGAGCUGAGGAGGGGGAACUGGACUAGAGCCCAGCACCCCGGUUCAUAAUGGCUGGUAUCGCAGGAGGACAGGGAGAAGUUCGGAGUGGAGUGAUGGUGCUGCAGGGACCAGCAGGGCCAGGUGGCAGGGCUCUCCAGGUGCUGUGCUGCUUCUUGGCCUCAGCAGAGCAGAGGUGGUGUGGGCAGCAUGGCCGGUGGAAAGGACCUGGAACAGGCUCUCAAGAGUGCAGACUUCUGGCAUUUGGUAGCAGUCUUUAGCCAGAACUGAAAUCGCUCAGGCAUGUAGGGUAAUAGUCCAUGACUUUUGUUUUUAAAUUACAAAAGAACAAGUGUACAACUAAGAAUUGGUGCAAGAUGGUGGACUCCUGGGGAAGGAUUCAGAAGCUCUUAGCUUCAUCAGCAAGUAGGGGAAGGGGAGGGUAGAGCUCAGUGGUGGAGUGCGUGCUCCAAGUAUGCACAAGGUCCUGGGUUCAAUCCCCAGUACCUCCAUUAAAAUAAAUAUAUCCUUAAAAUUGAACUGUUUACCCACCACACCAUCCCCAUCAAAAAAAAAAAA